GCGAUCCCUCCAUUGGCUUCCGGUAGCUGCACACAUCAGAUUCAAAACUCUGAUGCUGGCCUACAAAGCCAAAAAUGGAUCAGCUCCCUCUUACCUCAAAGCCCUCAUCACUCCUCGCACUGCACCCCGCACCCUCCGAUCUACCAGCACUGCUCGACUGGUUCCACCAUCUCUCAGGGUAAGAGGCAAGUAUACUACAAGACUCUUCUCUGUUCUGGCACCAAGGUGGUGGAAUGAACUUCCCCUAGAGGUCCGCUGAGUCACUGGAUAUUUUCAAGCGGCGGUUGAAGACCUACUUAUUCAGGAAACACUUCAACUAGCACUUCUUUCCUUAUCUUUUACAUUUAAAAAAAAUUGCAUUUGUAACUUUGAACAAAUGUUUUAAACUCAUGGCAUCUUAAGUAUGUAACCUAGUGAGCCAGCAUUAAUGUAUCCAAUGUUAGAGAUUUGAGCAUGUACGUUGCUCUGGAUAAGAGUCUGUCACAUGCUGUAAAUGUAAAUGCUGCAGAAUAAAUGUAUUCAGUCAGACGCCUCUCUGAUCGUAUGACAUGAUGGAUAAGUAUCUGUCUGUAUUUCACAGCAUUGAGGGCUCCUUUAUUCCAGAGCAGAAAUGCAGCCUCAAACCUGCAAAAAACCUCCAGCAUGCUUCACUGUUGCCUGCAGACACUCAUUACUGUGCUGCUCUUCAGCCCUUUGUCCUGUCCACAGUCAAGUAGCUUAGCAUUGUUUUCAUGUCGGAGGCCUUUUGUUUUGGCCAUAGUUCUGAGCAGAUUUCUGCAGACAGUAGAUGGGUGUAUCUGGGUCUCACUGCUUUCCUCCAGUUCUGUGCUGAAGGCACUGCUGUACAUAUUCUGAUGUAAGCAUGAUGCGUAUGACUUAUGACAUAAAACUGUCUCCACAACCUCACCUUAGUAACACAGUCUGGCUUCUUACCCACUGUGAAGCUCCUACACAGAUGUUUGUUUCAGUUAAUGACUGGGUUUAAACCUACAUAUGAAACUGAUGAUCAUCAGCACCUGCAUGGUAUCAUUGGUUAAUCACACACCUGACACCGAUCUCACCGUCACACCAAACAUCGAUUUUUCUUCUUCUGUUUGCUCACUUUCCAAGUUGUUACAAAACUGAAAAAAAAAUUUUUAAAGCAUUUCUUCAGACCUGCCUAAAACGUUUGUGUGUGUGUGUUAGUUUGAUUCAGUAGUUUUUGUUACUUGUUUAUUGAUUAAAGUGUAAAAAGCUUCAGUGACACUCAGACACACACCUCUACAAUAGAGAGAAGAUAAACAGUAGAUCUCUUUAGUACACUUUAUUAUGUGUCUAUCAGACUUGGCUUUUAUCAGACAGCCACUUAAAUCUAAAAAGUAGAUUAGUUAUCUGGUGUUUAAUUUGCAUCACUUUUUGUCUGUUAAUAGUUUUUCAUUGCUGAAUCACUUUAGCUAUGACUUUAGCUAUCACUUCUUCCUGUUGUUCUUUUCAUGUUACUGCCCAAUCAUGCAGACUGUGAGGUCUGUAAAUCUUCCUUCUUCAACAAGUGUGAGGUUCACGGUCCAGCGCUCUUCAUCCCUGAUACUCCUGUUCCCAUGGGGGUCACUGACCGAGCCAGACAAACUCUUCCUCCUGGACUAGAGAUUCGAAAAUCUGCUAUUCCUGACGCAGGUCUGGGAGUGUUUAAUAAUGGGGAGACUGUUCCAGUUGGUGCACACUUUGGGCCGUACCAGGGUGAGCUGGUGGACCGAGAGGACGCCAUGAACAGCUGCUACUCCUGGGUGAUCUACAGGAGCAGGGAGUGUGAAGAGUAUUUAGAUUCUAAGAAAGAGAGGUUUGCUAAUUGGAUGAGAUAUGUGAAUUGUUCAUACAACGAUGAAGAACAGAAUCUGGUGGCGUUUCAGUAUCGAGGGCAGAUUCUGUACCGUUGUUGUCGACCCAUCAGCCCAGGAGAGGAGCUGUUAAUGUGGUAUGAAAAGGAAUAUCCCAAAGAUAAAGACCCGUCAUUUCAGCACCUCUGGAACAAAAAGUGCUCUUCAAAUGAUGUGCACAGUUCACCGUUACAAGUCGUCUCCUGCUCCUUAUGUUCACUUUCCUAUACAUCUCAAAUUUAUCUCGACAAGCACAUGAGGAGAUGCCACUACGAUGAUUAUGUGAGACUUAAUAAAUCAAGAGAGAUUAAAAAUGAAACUCCGAAGCCUGUAAAGUGUUCAGUUACUCAGCAAACAUCUGGGACGAUCAGUUCCAACAAAAGUCACAACGUUAUGAAAAAAGAUAUUCACCACUGCUCCGAGUGUGGAAAGAGUUUUACUCAUCCGAGUUCUCUCCAGCGACACCAGCGUAUUCACACAGGGGAAAGGCCUUAUCACUGUACAGAGUGUGGGAAGAGUUUUACUGAACACAGUGCGCUCCAACUGCACCAUCGCAUUCACACCGGAGAGAGGCCUUAUCACUGCUCCGAGUGUGGGAAGAGUUUUAUUCACCCGAGUAAUCUUCGUAAACAUCAGCGUAUUCACACAGGAGAGAAGCCAUAUUACUGUUCUCAGUGUGGAAAGAGUUUUACUCAGCAGAGUAAUCUCCAGCAACACCAACACAUUCACACCGGGGAGAAGCCGUAUCAGUGCGCACAGUGUGAGAAGAGCUUUAAUCGGCAGAGUCAUCUCAAACUACACCAAAGCAUUCAUACAGGAGAGAAGCCAUAUCACUGCUUCUGUGGGAAGAGUUAUAAUCACCGUUCUGGUCUUCACAAACACCAGCACAUUCACACAUGACAGAAGCCAUAUGGAUAAAGUUUUGAUGGACAGGAACUCCACCGGAACUCCAAAAACAGCAGUGCAUUGACACUGGGAUAAAGACAUAUCACUGCUCAUAGCAUGUCACCUCUUCUGCCUAUUUGUCUUAGAAGGUCAAGUGCAUACUGCAGUGGUGAGGACAAACUCCCUGAGAUGAAAUGAGGAAGAAACCUUGAGAAGAACCAGAACCUCAUCCUCAUUUGGGUGACACUGCACAGGAAAUGAUGCAAAUGUAAAUAAUGUCCUUUCUAUGACAGUUUAUAGUUGUUCAACCGAGAUCCUGAGGAACUGAUUUAGUCAUUUGUGACACCACGUCCGGUGUGUGACUGUCUUUGUAAUAUCUUUUCUACAAGAAUUGUGUAUUGUGAAUAGUGUGACCAAAAGCUACUAACAGGUCCGAGUCCAUUUCAGUUCAUUAAAAACCCAAGACUAA
Messenger RNA from Tachysurus vachellii, 3207 nucleotides. RefSeq names its product histone-lysine N-methyltransferase PRDM9-like. Lineage: Eukaryota; Metazoa; Chordata; Actinopteri; Siluriformes; Bagridae. The record is from RefSeq and is a predicted model, not a curated record. The transcript is spliced from 5 exons. Gene Ontology annotation, cellular component: nucleus. Gene Ontology annotation, molecular function: protein binding; histone methyltransferase activity. Bases 1473 to 2753 code for a protein of 426 amino acids.